AUGUCAGACCAUCCUAAACAGUUUUAUUCGACAUCUUCAUGGAUUUCUAGGGCAGGAGUGACUUUAGCAUACACACCUGAAGACACUCUGAAAAGCUUUAUUGUUCCAUUAUCUGGUGAUGCAUCAAUAGCUGAAAAUCACAAACACGCUGCACAUAUUGAUAAUUCACAUCGAGAAGAACAAUUGUCAAAUCUUCCAACCUCUAUCGAUCCUUAUUCGUUAGAAUACCAAAGCAAGAUUCCUUUCCACCCGAAUCGUCCGGGUGAACAAUUUUCCUCUAUUACGGAGUUGAAAUCUGACGCAGACAAGUUAUUUUUCAACUCUAAUCAAUCGGCAAAGACUCAUCUGCAGUCAAAAUAUUCCUCUACUGGGAUUGCACCUGAUUUAGACGCCAGCUUAGCUGAAAGUACUGAUUUGGAGGAAUUUGAACUGCUUGAGCAAUAUGCUGAAUCUGGCUCAUUUUCUGGAAACAAUUUAUCAAAAUCUCUGCGUUCUGAUGUUGAGCACACAGAUCUCCGUCAAUACCUUUCAUCUAAGUUGUUUAAAGAUCAAAACAGCAAUUCUCCAAUCUAUUACCAAGAUUCCAUUUCUGGGUCAGAUAGUUUCCCUAAACUUGCGAUGGGUGUUAACGCUUUUAUCUUACCAACACCUGAACAUGAUGCAAGCAAUAAUGCUUCCACGAUCAUACCACCAAAUGAGGAUCUGCUAGACUUAAAAGGAGACCAGGUCUGCAUAAUCCAGCCUACUCUUACUCAUAAAUCCUUUUCGCCUACUAUGAGCCAAGAAGCCUCUUUAUCUCCUGAUCCUCUCAGUGCUGAACCAACUUCUUUGAAAAUUCAUGAUGAAAAUUCAGUUUCUGUGCCAGUUUCUGUCCAACCAAAAAGGAAGGUGGCACGCCUUUUAUCACAUAAGGAUAAUGAGUCCAUUCUUAGUCAAAGCACUGUGAAAUGGCCUGAACCCGAGUUGGCUAUCCAUCAUUGGCCGAUAAUCACACAGCACAAAUUGCGGUCUCAAUCUGAAAAUCAAACUAAACUAGGAGUUGCUGAUGCAACAUCACAGUGUCUUUUUCCUAGAUUGAUGUGUCGAUCAACCGGUUUAACAAAAAGUAUAGAGGAGAAGUCGCAAACUGAGGAGUCUGUUUGGGACAGACCAGAAAAAACGAACUCCUUACCACAAGCUAGGAGCAACCCUACUGAGCAAGCAACAACAACUGUAGAACCCGUUGCUCAAAAACAGACCGAUCCAAGUAAUAGUUUGAUAUUUUAUAUGGUCGCUUUAAUAUUUUAA
Molecule: messenger RNA, 1287 nt
Organism: Protopolystoma xenopodis
Lineage: Eukaryota; Metazoa; Platyhelminthes; Monogenea; Polystomatidea; Polystomatidae
Source: the annotation of a GenBank genome assembly